UUGACGUGUUCUUUUACAUCGGUCUCCAAUUGCAACCCGCUCGCAACGGCAUUCGUCUGCAAAUGUGCCAUGAAUUUUAUUGCUAGCGUCCGCAACACCACUUUUUAGCCCUUGCUUCGUCGGUCCAGUUCGUACGGUUGAAUAUCGCCUGGAAUCGCUUAGCCGCAGUCCAGCGAUGUCGGAUAAAAAGAAGCUAGCGAUCUGCUGUGUAGGUAUCCUGGUGUGUUACUUUUACUUCGCGGUUCUACAGGAGAAAAUAACGCGUGGCCGGUAUGGAGAUGAACCGCAGGAAGAUGGUUCACGUGGUGAGCGGUUCACGUAUAUGUUAGCCCUGGUUUGUGUGCAGUGCGUUUGCAAUUGGGUUUUCGCGAAAGCACUACUCACGAUCACACCGCAGCCGACCGAUGGCACACCGAAGGUCUACUACGCCAGCAGUGCUCUAACGUACCUACUGGCGAUGAUAAGCUCCAGCAUGGCACUUCGGUGGAUCGCUUACCCGAUGCAGGUUGUCGCGAAGGCCGCCAAGCCCAUUCCAGUGAUGUUACUCGGAGUGCUGAUCGGUCGGAAGAGCUACACUCUGCAGAAGUACCUCUUUGUCGUGCUCAUCGUUAUCGGUGUGAUGCUUUUCAUGUACAAAGAUGGAAAAGCAAACAGCGGUGCGGUAUUGGAGCACGAAACGCUGGGACAAGUGUUACUCAUCUUGAGCCUAUCGAUGGACGGGCUGACCGGGGCGAUCCAGGAACGGAUGAGAGCCCACAGUGCCCCCUCGGCACAGCACAUGAUGCUGGCUAUGAACGGUUGGAGCGCUAUGAUGGUUGGCUUUGGUUUGCUGGUAACCGGUGAAGGAAAAGAGUUCGUCCAUUUCGCCAGCAGGCAUCCGGAGCUGUUCACUCAUCUGACCCUGUUCGCUCUAACCGGCGCUCUCGGUCAGCUGUUCAUAUUCACGAUGGUGUCCUCGUUUGGGGCACUGGCCUGCUCGGUCGUAACGACCACGCGAAAGUUCUUCACCGUACUCUUCUCGGUGAUUUUCUUCGGAAACGUGCUCUCUGGUCGCCAGUGGUUCGGUACGGUACUGGUAUUCAGUGGUCUGUUCGCGGAUAUGUUCUUCGGUAAGAAAGGCCCAGCCCCUGGCAAAUCUCCGGCUGCUAAAGGGAAGAGCAAAACUGAACCAGAAGAGUUAGCAGCUCGUUAAAUGCACGAUCGGAGGCGUUGCUUCGUAUUGCAAAGCAUUUUCAAUCGAUUGAAUUCGAACUAUUCCAUCCUGUCCCACGAUAGAGACUCACUUAACCCAAAGGAGCGCACAUCGAGUUUAUCUAAGCAAACAUAAAAAAGAGAAAAACAUAUUGCUACCUGUAGUAGCAAGCAUUAGCGAUACCUGUGUCCUUCAUUAGUGUAGUUAAGCGGAAAAAGUUGUAAAAUAAACAGUCCACGUUUGUAACAAUGUCUAACUUACGCGCUCAAAUUGAUUAAAUUAAAACGAUCUGCUUUGAACCAAGUUCAAAAACGGUCCAAUUUCACUUUAGCACUUCAAACGUGUUAAUUGUGCUUCACAAAUAGUGCAAAUAUACAUCUUUUGAUAUUGUCAACAGA
Messenger RNA from Anopheles coustani, 1590 nucleotides. It is a transcript of the gene meigo, whose product is annotated as solute carrier family 35 member B1 homolog. Lineage: Eukaryota; Metazoa; Arthropoda; Insecta; Diptera; Culicidae. Gene Ontology annotation, molecular function: UDP-galactose transmembrane transporter activity; UDP-glucose transmembrane transporter activity. The transcript is spliced from 2 exons. Gene Ontology annotation, biological process: UDP-galactose transmembrane transport. Gene Ontology annotation, cellular component: Golgi membrane; endoplasmic reticulum membrane. The coding region runs from base 176 to 1192 and encodes 338 amino acids. The record is from RefSeq and is a predicted model, not a curated record.